This is a messenger RNA of Silurus meridionalis, 3423 nucleotides long. RefSeq names its product cytohesin 2 (gene cyth2). The coding region runs from base 112 to 1362 and encodes 416 amino acids. The transcript is spliced from 12 exons. The record is from RefSeq and is a predicted model, not a curated record. Gene Ontology annotation, biological process: regulation of ARF protein signal transduction. Gene Ontology annotation, molecular function: guanyl-nucleotide exchange factor activity. Lineage: Eukaryota; Metazoa; Chordata; Actinopteri; Siluriformes; Siluridae.
ACCUCUGACGCAACUUCCGGUCUCCGACUCCUCCUUUGUCUCGAAUCCACCCUAUUCAUUUUAAACUGGGGGGUUUAUUUGAUAUAAAAACACGUCGUUUUCGGCCCUUGAAUGACAGUCGGCUCUGAUACCUAUAUGCCUAAGAGCAAAGCGCCCAAAAUGGACGACCUGGACUACAUCCCGGCUGAUCUCAGUCCCGAGGAGCGAGCGGAGCUGGAGGAGAUCCGGCGGAGGAAAGGCGCCCUGCUGCUGGAGAUCCAGAGGCUGCGAGAGGAGCUGCGAGAGGCCAUGAUGGAGGUGGAAGGCCUGGAGAACAGCACCGAGGGCAGCAAAACGCUCCAGAAGAGUCGACAUGUCGCCAUGGGAAGGAAAAAGUUCAACAUGGACCCCAAAAAGGGUAUCGGGUUCCUGGUGGAUAACGAGCUGCUGCGCCAUACUCCAGAGGAAAUCGCGCAGUUCCUCUAUAAAGGCGAGGGGCUGAACAAGACCGCCAUCGGAGACUACCUGGGAGAACGAGACGAGUUCAACCUUCGCGUCCUGCAGGCGUUUGUUGACCUUCAUGAGUUUACGGAUCUGAACCUGGUCCAGGCUCUCCGGCAGUUCCUGUGGAGCUUCCGUUUGCCCGGAGAAGCUCAGAAGAUUGACCGAAUGAUGGAAGCGUUUGCGCAGAGAUACUGCCACUGCAACCCCGGAGUGUUUCAGAGCACGGACACCUGCUACGUUCUAUCAUUCGCGAUCAUCAUGCUGAACACCAGCCUCCACAACCCCAACGUCCGAGACAAACCCACUGUGGAGCGCUUCAUCAGCAUGAACCGCGGCAUUAACGAGGGCGGAGAUCUGCCCGAGGAGCUGCUUCGGAAUCUGUAUGACAGCAUUAAGAAUGAGCCGUUCAAAAUCCCAGAGGAUGAUGGGAAUGAUUUGACUCACACGUUCUUCAACCCAGACCGAGAGGGCUGGCUGCUAAAACUGGGGGGACGAGUAAAAACCUGGAAGAGGAGGUGGUUCAUUCUGACCGAUAACUGCCUCUAUUACUUUGAGUACACUACAGACAAGGAACCGAGAGGCAUCAUCCCCUUGGAGAACCUGAGCAUUCGGGAAGUGGAGGAUCCACGCAAACCUAACUGCUUCGAGCUCUACAUCCCCAACAACCGAGGGCAACUCAUUAAGGCGUGUAAAACGGAAGCUGACGGACGAGUGGUGGAGGGCAAUCACAUGGUCUACCGAAUCUCCGCCCCCACGCCGGAGGAGAAGGACGAAUGGAUCCACAGCAUCAAGUCCGCGGUCAGCGUGGACCCUUUCUACGAGAUGCUGGCUGCAAGGAAGAAGCGCAUCUCCUUGAAAAAGAAAGAAGAGCAGGCUUAAGGGAACACGCUCCGUCUCCUCCUCCUUUUUCAUCCCAUCCCUUUUAUCCUUCGUUCAUUCCUCCUCCAUCUCCUAGACCUCGAUAUUCAUGAAGACUGUCGAUUGGAGGAAAACAAAAAAAAAACGUACACCGAAAACAGGAAGUGUUAGUCUGUAACGCGCGUGCGCACUACUGACCAGGCCGACGGAUGACCCGAGAUUAUCUUCAUCAUCUUCAUCGCCCGACUCACAACUACUGAUUCAAAUGUCCUUACACUUGCACACUACGUUCAGUACACACUACUAGUGCGCACUACUGCUGGUCUUCCUUUCUCCAUAAUCAGAUACUGUGAAUCACCACUGCGCCGAAUCCCUCACACACACCAUCAUCUUUUUUUUUUUCCCCCACACAUGAAGGACUAGACUCACUUGAUGACUUCCUGGCUCCUUGGUUGUUCUCCAAACCCCUACGUGCUAACUAGUGGUCCAUAUGUCUGUUACUAUAUUGAGUCCCCUAUGUAUAUUCCCAACUCGAUAUCAGUAUCACCAAUUCUAUUUUCUAGAGCCAUUUGGGGAGCCAUGUCUAGGGCAUUGUCUCAAUCGAGACUUUUCAGACUUCCUGGCUCCUCGGCUGUUCUCCAAAUCGCAAUAUAGCCGGGAAUAUAUCGAGUCCCUCUAUGUAGUCCCAACUCAGUAUCGAAUAGAUCAAAUUGCCGGGGCCAUUUCGGGGUCGUCUUUCCACUACAUGGGACCGAUUCCUAGUCCCACACCUUCGCGUCAUUAGCGGGUUGCGCCUCUGAAAGUAGGCCUCGGUUUCAUUUCCACCACAAGCCGAAAGAGCGAGGUCCCCGCGGGGAUCCAGGGGAAUGCAGGCGACCUCUCGGUGUUCAACAACAGGAAGUCAGGUCUGCUGGGGCGGGGCGGUGUUCGCACAGCUUUGUGAAUAGGGCCUCCUCGUUCCCGUCCACGGGAAAAUAAAGGUCUAAAAGUAGCGCCAGGGUUACGCCCUGGAAUUGGCAGGAAAACAAAGGCAGGCUCAAAAGACCUAGUCCUUCCCGAACACCCUUUCGAGUUAUUCCUCCGUUUAAUGUUAUCGCAUAGAAAUAGUGGGAGCUCAGCGGUUAAGGCUCUGGGUUACUGAUCAGAAGGGUGGCGGUUCAAGCCCCGGUAUCGCUAAGCUGCCGCUUUUGGGCCCUUGAGCAAGGCCCUCCGGGGUGCUGUAGGGAGUUGCAUCCGGCGGGGGCAGCGCUACCAGCGAAUCGCCAAUCGAUACCAGCGACGAGAUCCUGAAAGACAAACGAACGCCGAGCCACGAACAAAGAUCGCGGGACCCCAAGCAUAACGUAGCAGUGACAAUUUAAAAAACGACGCAAAAUAGUAACCGUACAAUUUCAACAGACAGGAAACGGAAGUACACACACUCACCUCCGGGGGGCUUUGAAGGAGUUUUAUGGCAGCUUUAACGUGUUAAACAUAUUUCAUUUGAUUUGUAUCUGUUUAUUGUUUCUGUAUAUACGUACGCGCGUACUGUUUCCCGGACGCGUGUUAAUUUAUUGUUUCGUUUUUUCGCAUGUUUUUUUGUUUUGGAAUAAUAUUAUUAUUGUAAUAAACCUGAGCGGAUUCCAUCCUCACGUUAUUAGCGCUCCACGUUUGUUCCGGUUUUACGCCAAUGACUUGGAACAAAAAUUUUAAUAUGGAUCGCUAAUAUUGCUGUUCUGUAAUUCGCCUCGAGUUCGAAGCUACUGACUGAAUAGAAUGAAGCAUAGCAGCGUAGCAACAGUCGCCACGUGAAAGUUUUUUUUUUUUCUUCUUCCCAGUGAGCGGGCGAUUAGCGCAAUUCUUCUUAUUUAAAACGUUUCAGUCUAGCGUAGCCGUUGUCGAACAUUGUUAGAACUGUAUAAAAACGGUGUUUCUGUAUUCCAAGUGCCCUACACGGAGUGUUACAUUGUGGUUUCUGUGCACUACAUGGUAUUCGGGACGAGGCCGCACCGGUUUCGGAUCGAACGUACAACAGGAAACCGGUUUCUCGGUGUAGCAGAGAAACAACACGGUGACAAUAAAAGACCGAAAUGACAUCAUAAA